AUGAUCACUCGGGAACUGCUGGACAAAAAUGAGCCUGCGCAGCCGCUCCUACGUCAUAGCGCCGCGUCUUUGUCGCUGCAGACCAUCGCCUCUGCGGACGCGAACGAGAAGCCGAUAGAGAGUGUACUGGGUGUAACGCUGACCUUCAAGGACAUUACCUGCACGUUGUGCGAGAAACAGGGGGUAAAGCGGGAGAUUCUGCGCGGCAUUUCUGGCCACGUGCGCAGCGGCGAGUUACUUGCCAUUUUGGGGCCCUCUGGCGCUGGCAAGUCAACCCUGCUCGACAUCCUCGCCCAGCGUCAGGGGAAGGGGACGGUGGGGGGAAAAGUUUUGGUCAAUGGCAGCCCCAUCAAUCCUGGCUCUUUUCGCCGCAUCAGCGGGUACGUGCAGCAGGAGGACCUGCUGCGGAGUUAUCUGACAGUGCGGGAGAGCAUCUUCUUUGCAGCGCAGCUGCGCACGCCACCCUCCCUCACCAAGGCGGAGCUGCAUGCCCGCACCGAGCGCAUCAUGCGUGUUCUUGGCAUCGACAGCGUGCAGGACGUACAUGUUGGCUCGGAGGUGGUGCGGGGGAUUAGCGGAGGUGAGCGGAAGCGGUGCGCCAUCGCGAUGGAAUUGGUGGCGUCCCCGGACUUGAUUUUACUUGACGAGCCUACCACGGGCCUGGACGCCUUCACCGCGCUGCACCUGCUGACAACCCUCAAGGACCUGGCGCUUGCGGGCGUCGCUAUCAUCUUCUCCAUCCACCAGCCGCGCAGCAGCGCGUUUCGGCUCUUCGACCAAAUCCUGCUGCUGAACGACCGCGGCGAGGAGGCGUACUUUGGCCGCGCGCUAGGUGCCAUACCAUUUCUUGCCAGCCUUGGUAUCAUGCCGUCGCUGCCAGACAACCCGGCGGACUUCCUACUCGACACCGUCGCAGUGCCGCCGGAGGUGGACUUGCUGGACGGUGGUGAGUGGGUGCAGCGGUACCACGUCGUCUGCGCGUACGACGGCCCCGACGUCGCGAUGGCCUUUCGAGACAAGUUGUUGACGGGGGUGGAACAGGAGAUCGACGCCGUCAAUGACGCCUUCAGAGACGCAGAGACACAGCGCUUGCCACCCGCCGAGCUCUCGCCGUACUUCCGCGGCGUGUGGACGCAGAUCCGCGUGGUGGCCCUGCGGGCGGUGAUCAACAAAUUGCGUGACCCCAUUAGCACCUUUGCGACCAUCGUGGCCGCAACCUUCUUUGCGCUGUUGAUUGGCUCCGUCUACUUUCGUCUGGGGCUUGAUCAGUCGUCGGUGCGAAACCGCAUGGGGAUGCUGUUCUUCGUUGUGAUGAACACCACCUUCUCUAGCCUGGGCGGCCUCGGCCUGCUCAUGGCGGAGCGGGCCAUUUUUAUCCGGGAGCACAGCAAUGGGAUGUACCGCGCCGUGGCGUACUUCAUUGGGAAGAUUUUGCAGGAUGUGCCCAUCAGCGUGCUGGCGAACUUUAUGUUUGACGCGAUUGUUUACUUCAUGGUUGGGCUACAGCCCCGUGCUGACAAAUUUUUCCUGUUCUACCUUGUCUGUACCCUCACCAUGCUGAACAGCUACGCCCUCUGCCUUUUUGUGUCGAAUCUCUCACGGGAUAUGCAGGUGGCGAACAUCGUGGCGCCGCUCGUGUUUGUGCUGUACCUACUCCCCUCCGGCGGUGUGCUGAUGAGCGUCGACAACCUCCCUAUCAUCUGGCGCUGGAUCAAGUACGUCUCAUUUGUCCGCUACAGCCUUGAGGCGCUGGUGAUUAACGAGUUUGACGGCCUGAUGUUUACCUGCGCCGCGAAUGAGACGUACUGCGUGCGGGACGGAACGACGUACGCCGAGUUACAGGGAUUUCACGUGGCGGAUUUUUGGUGGACGGUCGCGGCUUCUGCAGGAAGCGUGGUAGUUUAUCUGGUGUUGGCCUACGCCGCCCUGGUGCUGCUGCGGACACGCAACGUCGCCUAG
This is a messenger RNA of Trypanosoma rangeli, 1959 nucleotides long. Its product is annotated as putative ATP-binding cassette protein. The transcript has a single exon. The record is from RefSeq and is a predicted model, not a curated record. NCBI's taxonomy places the organism in Eukaryota, Euglenozoa, Kinetoplastea, Trypanosomatida, Trypanosomatidae. Gene Ontology annotation, molecular function: ATP hydrolysis activity; ATP binding; ABC-type transporter activity. The coding region runs from base 1 to 1959 and encodes 652 amino acids. Gene Ontology annotation, cellular component: membrane.